AUGUCUCAUGCACUCUCAUCCUCUGAACGCAAUUAUUCCGCUACCAAGCGUGCACUUCUAGCCGCCAUGCUUGCUUUACGAACAUUCCAUCAAUCUUUGUGGGAUAACACAUUCACUUUAUAUACCAAUCAUCCAGCUCUAUGCUAUCUACAUACUACAAAGUUCAUUAAGAAGAAGCUUGAAGGUGCCAGCCGUGAUUGGGAUUACCAACCUCGCACACAGUUGCAUAUCUCGAAACGCUCGCAAUCGUCGCCUUUCUCGCUCAUGCUCACUCGUAACGUAAACGCAUUACGUGAAUACCGCAAGGACACAUCGACACCUGUUACUUCCAUGUCGUACGAAGAAUUCGUCAAUCGACUCGGGCACAUGCAAAGGCAACCUGAUAUUGCUCACAACGCCAACAAUACUACGUCACACAAACGCAAGGCACAUGGCCAAAGCACAGGCCAACGUCGAUCCAAACGUAACAAGCAAUAA
Messenger RNA from Lichtheimia ornata, 477 nucleotides. RefSeq lists its product as uncharacterized. Bases 1 to 477 code for a protein of 158 amino acids. The transcript has 3 exons. The record is from RefSeq and is a predicted model, not a curated record. Lineage: Eukaryota; Fungi; Mucoromycota; Mucoromycetes; Mucorales; Lichtheimiaceae.